CGUUUAAUGUGGAUGUGCUGGGCUGACCGAAUUCUAAUUCAAUAUUUUUAUCUAGCUAGAUUUUACAGUUUGUAGCUGUUUGUUGCCGUUUAAGCAUGUCAGUAUUCAGUUGGGGAUGCGCUCAGGAUGGACAGCUGGGAAUCCCUGGUGUAGGAGAUGAUGUUAGCUCUAUCACGUCCCCCAAAGAGAUUUCUUCUCUAGCUGGUAACCAAGUCCUUGAGAUCAGUUGUGGACUUCGUCACACCUGUGUUCUCCUGCAAGAUGGCACUGUCAUGACAUGUGGUGCCAACGAUCGGGGCCAGUUGGGCCAGGAGAGGUCUGGAUCUGAGCUUGCUCAGGUGCCUGCCACUGAUACCUUGGUGGUCACUCAAAUCUCCUGUGGAAAUGACCAUACCUUGGCAGUCACCGACCGAGGUCAAGUUCUAGGCUGGGGUCGUGAUGACCGAGGUCAGUGUGGUAUGUCUUCUGGAGGUAGAGAGGACAAAAGAAAACCGAGACUGUUGAAGAGUUUGUCAUCAUGUCAGGUUGCACAAGUAGCGUGUGGAUCCUUGCACUCAAUGGCUCUUACAAGAGAUGGCAGGAUAUAUGCGUGGGGCGACAAUUCCUUCGGGCAGCUUGGCAUCGGAGUCCCCGGAAGAACUCUGUACAGGGAUCACCCACAGCUGCUCUCCUCUCUCCCGGGUGUCCCGAUCAGGAGGUUGGCUUGCGGGGGGUGGCAUUCCUUCGCCCUCUCCAUCUCCGGAGCUGUGUUUGGGUGGGGCAAGAACAACUGCGGUCAACUGGGCCUUGGAACGACAGAAGAUAGAGUCCAUCCAACUCUACUAAAGAAUCUGAAAACUCAGAGAGUAAAAUAUAUUGCCUGUGGUCAGAACUAUACAGCCAUGCUCACAUCAUCGGGUGGACUUUUCCUCUUCGGCCAAGGGUCAGACGGUCAGCUAGGUCAUGGGUCACACAGCGAUGAGAUCAACCCGAGGAAGGUCCUUGACUUCCUAGGCAGUGAGAUCACCCAGGUUGCUUGUGGAAGGAAACACACUCUGGUCCUGGAGGGGCGCACUGGUCGGUUCUACUCCUUUGGUCAAGGAAGCAAAGGCCAGCUUGGACUUGACAACGAUAGUUCCAGGUCUUGUGCAACUCUUGUGCCUGGUCCAUGGAAAGCAAAGAACAGUUCUGAGGGAUAUUCUAAUGGGGAGGAAACAAGGUCUAUUAUUGGGUCCAUCUUUGCUGGAGGAGACCACUCGUUUUGUACCGUCUUAAGAGGGGAUGACUGCAAUCAUCCUCUUGACUUCAGGGAAGCUCUUCCUAACACGGAGCCUGUUGUUCUAACCGAAGAUUUGCUCCAAGAAGUCUCUGACUAUGCUCCUUCAAGUCCUUCUAAAGCAAUUCAGACUCUAGAGAUGGUGUUCUCCUCCCCACCCUGCCUCAACGCCUCUUUCCUUGUUGGGAAUGAUGAUCAUUUCUAUCUUGCUCAAUGUAAUGAUAAGCAUGGCAUUGACUUGGAUGCAGCGAGAUCAGCAUUUGAAUGCCUCUCUGGAAAGAUGGACAUUAUUAAAAUGAUUUCAGGGAUCAUCAACUCACACCUCAUCCCCACCCUGCAGAAACACCCCUCGGUGUACCCAGUAUCUGAAAGCCUUAGACUCUACCUCUUAAUAAUGGAAUGUCCCGCUCUCAGCCAUCCUUCCCAACAGUGGUGCAGACAAACCAUUCUUCAAAUGGGGAAGGCCUUGCUCAAUCUAUCAGCAGAUGCAGAGGAAACAAUAGACAGGUGGUGGUCAAGCCUGUUACCACGCCAUCUCAACCGUAUCUUGACCAUUCAUAAGGACUGUGUGUUGUCCAUCUUAGAGUCUCCGUCCGUGUCCACUACGGGGGAUAUCCAGACGCAGUGGACAUCUAUGAGGGUGCUUGAAAAGCUACACAAGAUCAAUACCAGAAGUGGGGAGAUUCUCCCUUACUACAAGUUUCAUAUACCAAACAUAGGCAAGUACAUCAAUAUGCAGGAUGAUUUCUUACAAUUCUUCAAGAACACUGUUCUACACAGCAUGGGCUGUGAAGCGAAGACAUUCUGUGAUUACCCAUUUGUCUUUGACGCUGACAUGAAGUCUUCAUUGCUUCAUCUAGAUGCCCUUCUUCAGAUGCAGUUUGCUAUGGAAGAGGUCCAACGUGCCAACUUUGCCAAUGUGUUCUUCAACAUGGACCCAGUGAAUCCAUGCCUGGUCCUGUGCGUCAUGAGAGAGAACCUGGUCUCGUCUGCCAUAGACCAGCUCGGUCAUCUAGACCAGCACAAUCUCAAGAAACCACUCAAGGUUAUCUUUGUUGGAGAGGAGGCCAUUGAUGCUGGAGGUGUCCAGAAGGAAUUCUUCAUGUUGAUAAUGAGGGAGAUCUUGGAUCCCAAGUAUGGAAUGUUCAGAUACUUUGAAGACUCUGGAAAGAUCUGGUUCAACAGCAAGUCAUUUGAGGACAUCAAGAUGUUUCGCCUGGUUGGUCUUAUAUGUGGCCUUGCCAUCUACAACAACAUGAUCAUCUCACUUCCCUUUCCAUUAGCACUCUACAAGAAACUCUUAGAUAGGGAGACAACUCUUGAUGACUUCAAGCAGUUAGAACCCCAGGUUGCACAAAACCUCCAAUCAGUGCUAGACUAUGAUGAUCCAGAUAGCUUCAGUGAAACCUUCCCUCUCUUCUUCCAGAUCAACGAGGACAAUUUUGGAGAGGUGGAGACAAGUGAUUUAGUUCCCAACGGAUCAGAAAAAGAACUCACCUUCAAAAAUAGGAAUGACUAUGUGAUGGCAUACGUCAACUACUGCUUGAAUGCAUCUGUGAGGGAGCAGUUUGAAGCCUUCAGCAGUGGCUUUCUAGAAGUGUGCGGUGGACAUGUCCUGAGGUUCUUCCAUCCCCAGGAACUCAUGGCGAUGGUCAUCGGUAACGAGGAGUUCAACUGGGAUGAACUAGAAGAGACUGUGCAGUAUAAAGGAGAGUACAGUGCUGGUCAUCCUACCAUCAAGUUCUUCUGGCAAGUCUUCAGGGAGAUGGCUGUUGAUGACAAGAGGAAGUUUCUGGUCUUCCUCACAGGAAGCAACCACGUACCUAUCCAGGGCUGGAAGAGCCUUCAGGUUAUCAUCCAACCAGUGAAAGGAGGAGAGGACUUCUUCCCUGUGGCUCAUACUUGCUUCAAUCUCCUAGACUUACCCAUCUACACAAGCAAAGAGGUCCUACGAGAGAAGCUACUAACUGCAAUAGAACAUACAGAGGGUUUUACUUUAGCAUAGGGAUGAAAGGAAGAAAGGACUUCUUCCCUGUUGCUCUUACUUGCUUCAAUCUCCUAGACCUUCCUAUCUAUAACAGAAAUAUGUCUUACAGGAGAAGUUAAUAACUGCAAUUGAACACACCAAGGGUUUACAAUAGCAUAGGUAUCAAAGAUGGAGAGGACUUCUUCCAUAUUGCUUGUAAAUGCUCCUAGACUUUGCCAUCCUACAAGAGAAGCUACUAACUGCAAUAGAACAUACAGAGGGUUUUACAUUAGCGUAGAUAUCAGAGUUGGAGAGGACUUCUUUCCUGUUGCUUAUACUUGCUUCAAUCCUCUGGACCUACCUUAAGCAAAGAUGUCUUACAGGAGAAGUUGUUAACUGCAAUAGAAAAUACAAAGGGAUUUUACAUCAGCUUGUGGAUGAAAGGAGGAGAGGACUUCUUCCCUGUUGCUCAUACUUGCUUCAAACUACGUGACCUUCCCAUCUACACAAGCAAAUAAGUCUUACAGGAGAAGCUACUACCUGCAAUUGAACAGACAGAGGGGUUUACAUUAGCAUAGUUAUCAAAAUUGAAGAGGAAUUUUUCCAUGUCUCUUCAAAUAACUCCCAACUCUUAGACUUACACAAACAAAGAGGUCCUUCAAGUGAACAUAGAGAGGGAAGUACAUUAGCAUCGGUUUCAUCCAGCCUGUCAAAUGUGGGAAGGACUUCUUCCCUGCUGCUACAGAAUGCUUCAAUCUCCAAGACCUACCUCUCUAUUUUAGGAGAGAUGUUGUAAAAUAGAGGUAACUUCAAUUGGUCAGUAAAUGCAAUAGAAUGAACCAAGGGGUUUUCAUCAGCAUAGGUAUCAUCCAAUGCUUCAAAGAUGGCAAAGACUUCUUCAGAAUUCUUCCAUCUUGCUCAUGCAAUCUCCAAGACCUACCCAUCUACUAAGUAAAGAAGUUCCAUAAGAGAACUGCAAUUAUGAAUUUUAUCAUCAGGUAUUGAAUGUCAAUUUAAGAUUGGAAUUGCAGGUUCUUUGACUGGUACAUCACACUUUCUAAGGUGUGAUGUACCAGCUUCUAAUCUGGUAAUAUUUGCCAAAAAAUAAAUUAAUCAAAUUUGCCAUUAACAAUGAAUUGCCAUAUACUUGAUACCUUGUAUUUGAAGCAUAGUGUAGGAAAACAACUAUUCUUUAUUAUAGCUUAUUGAACAAGCAGCUCGCAGGCUGAAAACAUUCACUUUACAAAGUAUUAUUAGGAUAAAAUAUUGUUAUAAAGAUACAGCAUUGUAGAAUAUAUAUAUAUUGUAAGCUAACUUAUUCAGAUAACUUAUUCAUUGAUAAGUUAAAAGCUAUAGCAAAACAAUCUAUAUGAAUUACUCAUGUGGUGUUAACUAUAUCUUGUUUCAGUCCUGAAACAAAAAUACACAAUCUGCACUGUAAUAUUAGUGUAAAUUCAGUUAAAGUGAAGUGCUGCCAACAUGAACAAAUUGUUUAAAAGCAAGCAUCAAUAAUACCUAAAAAAGGAUAUGUAGUUGUAAGAGUGGAUUUUAUUCUAAGUUUUGUAACUUGUUAUACUAGUAGGCCAUUGUGCUGAUCCUCCAUUCUAUAGGUCUCGCUAUGACAUUAAUUUGCUGAACUAGUAAAACCAAAGAAUAUUUGAUUGCGCACUUUGCUUCUAUCUUGAAAAUUACUUUCGGACAUGACAGAAUCUAUUGCUAAGCAGGGGUCACUGACUCUCAAAAUGAUUUUAGGAACAGCAUUUUUCCUGAAAAUGUGAAAAAGUGACUUACCUAGGCUAAUUGUCCCUUGAAAAACUAAUGCUAUGACAUGUCGCUAUGAUUUCAAAUGAUUCUCUUUACAAUGUAUUAAUCUAGAUAAGCAACUCGUAUUAUGGCAUAUUCAAGUUUUCUUUAGUAACAUAUUUAACUAUUUAUAAAAUAAAAGAAAUAUGUAUGGAGGUGCCAUACUUAUGUCUGCGUCAAAACUUAUCUGCCUUUUCGAUUGCAAGUAAGAUAUACUUGAUACAAUAAAAUCAAUAUAUCAGUGUAUUAUCAUAUAAUGUGUAUAUGAUUUAGAAUGCAGUGAUGGGUUUCUUUAGUACAGUUUGAUAUUUUUGUUUACAUCAUCUCAGUUGUGCAAUGAAGCACCUCUUCCUUGCCAGAUAUUUAUAACAGAGGCAAAAACCACCAGAUUCCAUUGUCGGUGCAAUUUUAUUAACCUUACAGGGGUAUGAGAGUUCAGAUUUUUAGCUGAUUUCAGAUUUUUUUCUGUUUUUAUUUUCAGCUUAAUUUUGGCUUCCCUCUGUA
Messenger RNA from Lytechinus variegatus (green sea urchin), 5528 nucleotides. Its product is annotated as probable E3 ubiquitin-protein ligase HERC4. The transcript has 21 exons. The record is from RefSeq and is a predicted model, not a curated record. Bases 96 to 3260 code for a protein of 1054 amino acids. Gene Ontology annotation, molecular function: ubiquitin-protein transferase activity. NCBI's taxonomy places the organism in Eukaryota, Metazoa, Echinodermata, Echinoidea, Temnopleuroida, Toxopneustidae.